Messenger RNA from Larimichthys crocea (large yellow croaker), 2760 nucleotides. It is a transcript of the gene angptl4, whose product is annotated as angiopoietin-like 4. The record is from RefSeq and is a predicted model, not a curated record. NCBI's taxonomy places the organism in Eukaryota, Metazoa, Chordata, Actinopteri, Sciaenidae. Gene Ontology annotation, biological process: blood coagulation. The transcript has 7 exons. Bases 144 to 1559 code for a protein of 471 amino acids.
UAACAGUAGUGCUGUGACUGUUCAGCCAGGAGCCUGAGCUCACAAAUCCAAGUCAAGGAGAAAGGACAGGACACUGCACAUUUCUGCAACAGGACAACACACUAUUUAAAGCAACAUUUCAACAGUUCGAGGCAACGACAGCAAUGAAGACAACACUGGCAACCGUGACUCUCUGCCUGGUGGUGCUCAUGGCCACAGGUUUCCCCUUUGAGAGGAAAGGGGGCUCACCCACUGGCAGUGCUGCCAAGGAGAAGCGUGUACAGUACGCAGCAUGGGAUGAUGUAAAUGUCAUUGCCCAUGGCCUGCUGCAGCUGGGCCAGGGGCUGAAGGAGCAUGUGGACAAAACCAAAGUCCAGAUGAGGGACAUUUUCAGCAAGCUGAAGGUCUUCAAUCGUACUGUGACCGAGCUGGGGAAGGAAAGCCAGAGGCUGAGAGAGGAGGGAGAUGCCCUGAAGGCUCGGGCCCACGGGCUGGAAGACAGAGAGGGGCAGCUGCUGAAUGUCACAGCCGAGUUGAGGGAGAAGGCGGAGGAGAUGCAGCAGGAGAGGAGGACGAUGAGUGAGAGGAUGAACCGGCUGGAGGAGAGAGUGGACAGCAUGCUACAAGGAGAUGCGGUGCUGCCUGACACCAACACUGGUGCCAAGAACAACAGUGAUGCUCACAACAUUCAGCUGAUGCUGGAGGCCCAGAACAGGCGCAUUGAUGAUCUGAUGGAGCGGAUCAGACUCCAGCAGGAGAAGCUUGACAAGCAGAAUGUGCGCAUCAGGACGCUGCAAAGUCAGGUUCAACAGUCACGACAGAGAUCUGCAUCCCCGCGGAGCAGCAACACUAACGGCUCCGUGCAAGGCGGCGUCGUGGAGCAGCGUGACUCACCAGUUGAAAUUGCAUCAGACUGUCAUGAGUUGUUCCUGAGAGGAGAGACCACCAGUGGGGUGUACACCAUCCAGCCAAUGAAUGCAGAGCCUUUUAAAGUCUACUGUGAGAUGACAGCUGAUGGUGGGUGGACAGUUAUCCAAAAACGCCAAGAUGGCUCAGUGGACUUUGACCAGCUGUGGCAGGCCUACGAGAAAGGCUUUGGCAGCCUGAAUGGAGAGUUCUGGUUGGGUCUAGAAAAGAUGCACUCCAUUUCUAAAGGCGGUGACUACAUCCUCACCAUCAAGCUCUCUGACUGGAGUGGUGACAUAGCAUCCAUCCGCCUUCCCUUCCACCUGGGCGGAGCGGAAACUAAGUACUCGCUAAAGAUUCAGAAGGCCGAUGCUUUCAGCACCUUGGAGAGUUCUCUGGGGACUGACGCCACCUCCGGCCUCCCCUUUUCCACCCGUGACCAAGACAACGACCAGAAAAAGGACACAAAUUGCGCCAAGCACCUCUCUGGUGGCUGGUGGUUCAGCAACUGUGGUCGCUCCAACUUAAACGGUAGAUACUUCCAGAGUCCCGCUCCCAAACAGCGGCACCAGAGGAAGCAAGGCAUUUUCUGGAAGACCUGGAGGGGUCGCUACUACCCUCUGAAGUACAGCAUGAUGAUGAUCGCCCCCGCUGAGGUGGAAAACAAGUCAUAAAGAGACAGAAAGAGAAAGUCGAGACAUAAAAAAGGGGAGAAAGAAGUAGAUUUUGGACUACUCUUUCUUUUCUUGGUGCUUAGUUGAUGAGGCAGAGGUUUCCAUGUUUCCUGGUCGUCUCCCCCACGAGGAAGACCUCACACCAGAACCCAGGCCCUCAAAAUAGAAGCAAAAAGAACACACAUUCAGUGAGUUCCAGGUUUCCACUGCUCUGUUCUCUGAGAGACAGAUUUCUCCGCUGCAGGUAAAGCCACAGAUGGAAAAAGAGAAAAGUAAACAUGCAGUGGAAAACCUUUUAUAUGUUGUACCACUGCAAUUGAUUCCUUCUGUUGGUAUGAAGCAGCAGGGGCCCUUAAUCAGGAGAGUGCCACAGAGCAAGUCCCGGCCUGUCCACUGUGCUGUAAGCCACAAAGGAUUUCCAACAAGUCGAGACUCAUCACCAGACGUGGUGCCAAGUCUGUAUGUAGGCUGUUGUUGAGUUUGAAUGUGUUUUUUGUUGUUGUUAUUGUUUUUUGUAGCAAGUAAACAGCACUGUCAGCUCAAAAACAGCUUGAGAAUUGCUCUUUUUUUUUGUUUUUUUGUAAAGCAUGCAUGCAGGAUAUAAAUACAGGCCAGUUAAGUAAGCCUUUUAACCCAAUGGUGCGGACCAAAUGGUGACUUAAUUCAAACAAAGAGUCAUUUUCUACAUGAGCAUGAUAAGAUUAGUGCUCAAAAACAUUAUGUAAAGUUAUAAAUCACUGUAAAUUAGGAUUACAAUGCAGAAACUGUGUUAAGCAGUUUGUGGGGCACUGAAGACCAUGUCAGCCUUUUUAUAAUAUAUUUAUGCCUGCAAUUUCAAAUCAAAUUUAACAUAUUCUUCACUGACCUUAUUUAAUUAAGGGUUUUGACGAUGGUAAGUCAUAUUGACUUCUUUUAAGAUGAGAGACACGGUUUGUACAUAGUGUAUGAAGGAAUGUCGUCUGUCUUUUCAGAAAUAUAACUGUUACUGAUUUGUUGUGACAUCUGUCGUCCUUUGUGACUUGAGAGUUUGUUAUUGUAGAUGUUGCCUUUUCUUAUUUAAAUGCUGUAAAGAAUCAAUAUAUAUAUUUCUGGUGCUGCCUGUUUGUAAUUUAUAUUGUCUUUGUUGUGUAAAAUGUGUUUUUUAAAAGAAAAUAGCCAUUUUUUGGCCACAAGGAGCCAAUAAAAUUGAUUUCAACUCAAA